Molecule: messenger RNA, 3326 nt
Organism: Daphnia pulicaria
Lineage: Eukaryota; Metazoa; Arthropoda; Branchiopoda; Diplostraca; Daphniidae
Product: serine protease filzig-like
Exons: 9
Coding region: 773-3013 (746 amino acids)
Biological process (GO): proteolysis
Molecular function (GO): serine-type endopeptidase activity
Source: RefSeq, a predicted model, not a curated record
AAGCUCAGUCAGUUGGUAGCGUUGGUCGACAACAGACUCGCUGUGUAGUCGUCCUUUUAUUUAUUAUUAAAUUGUUUCAGUUGGCGUUCCUUUUUCCCCCCAAUCCGUGUUCUUAUUCUAUUUACCACACUCGAAACAAUCUGUUAAGUGUCUGUUACUUCGUGUAGUGUUGCUUGUUGCUUUCCGGCUGGAUAAUUUGGUCUUCCAGCACUAGACGAACGACGAGUCAUUGGCGCCAUCGCAACCUGUCUUGCAUCAAUUGGCAUUCUGCAGUGGGGAAGUAGUAAAAGUACAGGAUAGGGCAUCAGCUAUCAUUACAGCUGGAUGACCGAAGAAGUGAUCCGGUUUAAGAAAACAGAAGGCGGAAGUGAAGAGGCAAUACACAUGCUAUACCUGCCUUGCCUAUACACGCCUCACAGACAAGCCAACCAAAACAAUUAAACUAGCCAGAGAAAAAUCUUUCCGAGGUGAACGUCCCAUCGCGCUGAGAUCUAACGGUUGUCGACGAUUUUUUUUCCUCCAGCCGUCCUCGGUGGGAAAUCUUUCACCAUAUCGGAUUCUCGUCAAAUCCUCUAGACUUGUGCAACUUGUUCUGCGAGAAGAUUGAAAAAAGAAACGGAGUCAAUUUGUUGGCCUCUCACUCAACGCAUUGGCCGAAUCGAGAAAGAACAACAAAUCACAAAAGAGAUUUACCUAUUGGCUCAUUACCUAAUAGUGUCAACUCUAAGAAGGGAAUGCGGCCAACUUAGUGUACAAAAGAGUCUGCACCAAGAUGAUUACGUUCUUCUGGCUGUGGCUCCUUCUGGCUGCUUCACCUCUCCUUGCAAAAUCUAUUACGACUACGGUAACCCAGUACCAAGAAGGAGAAGAUGUGCCGGAGGUGGGCCGCAAGCUGUUGGCUACGAGUCGAUCGUCGCCGUCGUCACUACCCGAACGGUUUUUGCAGAUUGCUCACAAGAACUGCCAAGGUCCCGAAGGCCAACCUGGCACCUGCAUGUUCAAUUUCGAAUGUCAACAGCAGCGAGGUCAAGUCGUUGGAGCUUGCCUGGAUGGAUUCCUAUUUGGGGCUUGCUGUCACUUGUCAACAGACCAAUCGAUGAAUGCCGCCCUGGUUUCCACACUUCAGGCCGUUGGUGUUAGCAGUCAGGUCGAUUCUGCUGACAACUCUACAACAAAUGUGGACUUGAAAGGAGCUGCAAUCAACGGUUCAGUUGACUUGCUCGCAUACGGGAGUUUGCGUGUUCCAACAGCGUUCGAGGAAAAUCUCCCUGACCGACAUGAAGCGGCACCCGAGCUCCCACUGGAGCUCAUGUUCAAAAACGGGUCGAGUGAGGUCAACAAGCUGGCGACGCUUCAUCAGUUGGAAAAAGACGACGCCUCCGAAUCGACGAAUACCAGCUCAGGACCUCAACAGGACAAUAAGGGGACAGGAUCUUUGAGCGAUGGAGUCAGCCUAACCCUAACGGCACUUUCCGAUAACCAGAUCUCGUCGGGAGAGACGAUUCCAACUACAGCCGGAUCCGUUGUAGUAGAAAAGGGGGAUCCAGAUCUACACGCUCAGUUGACUGCUUUGCUCCAAGCUCAUACGGAAUCGUCAAAACUGCCGCAGCAAGAACUGCAAUCCACAGCUACGAUUAGUAGCGUUACCAGUCGAGUUCCCGUGCGCAUUAAAGGUCAAUCAAACAAGAGGCCAAGGCCAAAACCCACGACAGCGUCCAUCAAGAAUAUAGAAGUAACGUCAACUUCACCGCCCAAUGUGGAAAGCGUCAUCACCAACAUAACAAACGCUAUCGAUGAGACUAAUGUUGUUGUCACAGAAUCUCUGGCCGACCAGCAGGCCAAUCUCCUUCAGUUUCUCGUCAGCAAUCCGCCCGCUUGGGUAUUGGACGAGAUCAUCAACGGUUCUACUUUAACAACUUGGUAUCCACUCCCUAUUGCAGAAAACGGGCAAGUAAAUCUGGAUGAGCAACUAGCCGAGAUGGUCACUCCGUCUUCUUCCGUUACCACAUCCGCCGUAACGAGGCCCUUGAAAAGAAAGCCGGUAAAACUCCGACCACAGUCGUCUAUCAAAAUCGCUUCGACAACCGUAUCGACCGUAAACCAAAUGGACGAUCAGAGUGACAUUAGUGAAACGACCACUACGGCUCCAGCUACGACGGAUAGUACUAUGACGACACCUGUGAUAACUAGAAAACCGAGACCGGUUUUCGACUACACCAAAGACUGCGGUGUGCGACCGAUGGCGCCAGAAGCUCGAAUUGUAGGCGGUCGACGGGCAGAUUACGGCCGUUGGCCUUGGCAAGUGUUGAUUCGCGAGUCAACCUGGUUUGGAAUCUUCUCCAAAAACAAAUGCGGUGGCGUUUUGAUAUCUGAUCGUCACGUUCUCACUGCCGCUCAUUGCCAACCUGGGUUUCUAGGUUCACUCCUGGUGGUGCUGGGGGAGUUCGACUUGACCGGGCACUCGGAACCCAACACGCCCAUGGAAAAGAACGUCAAACGAGUCGUUGUCCACCGUGACUACGUUGAACGGACAUUUGAGAACGACUUGGCCAUAUUAGAACUCGAAUCGCCCGUUGAGUUCAAGCCCUACAUCGUUCCUAUUUGUCUGCCUUUGACGUCGGAAGGGGACUUUGUCGGAAAGAAGGCCGAGGUGACUGGCUGGGGCAAAUUGAGUCACAACGGUCCAACUCCCGGCGUUCUCUACGAGGUUGACGUGCCGAUCAUGAGUAAUCCAGAAUGCCACGACAUGUUCAAGAAGGCUGGUCACGAAAAACGGAUCUUAGAUAGUUUCCUCUGUGCUGGUUACAGCGAAGGAAAGAAGGACUCGUGUGAGGGUGACAGUGGAGGACCUUUGAUGUUGGAGCGCGAUGAUGGACGAUGGUCGUUGGUCGGGACAGUUUCUCACGGCAUUCGUUGCGCCUAUCCCAAUAUGCCCGGAGUAUACAUGCGGAUGACUUACUACCGACCCUGGAUCGAGCGUGUGACGGGCAUCGGUGGUGCACAGUUGGGGUGAUGAAUUUGCCGUUCCUUAUCCUAACCCACUAGGAUCAACUGUGAUUGCUUCAUUCAAUCUGGCUGGGGAUUCCCAUCUGCAAUGUCUAUAAAACUAAAUCCCGUCAUUUCCAUUCAUUAGUUCAGAAAGAAGAACAACUGAUAGGACAGGUCCCUAUAUUUUGUACAUAAAGACAUGAUUGACAUCUUCCCGGGAAUUUGUACUAUGUACAGUCUCCUCCGGUCCCAUCCAUUCUAGUUGCACUUUUCUUAUAGCACAUAAAAAAAAAUAAAAUAAAAAAGAAGAAUAAACUGUGUACGAUUUUAGCCUAGAA